Molecule: messenger RNA, 1683 nt
Organism: Durusdinium trenchii
Lineage: Eukaryota; Dinophyceae; Suessiales; Symbiodiniaceae
Source: the annotation of a GenBank genome assembly
AUGCCGAUACUGAACCUGCCGAUACUAUGUCUUUGCUUUUUAGGGGCACAGAGCCUCACCAAGAAGGGGGAUGUCAAUGCCCAGUUGGGCAAUGCCAAUGCCAACCAGUUGGGCUACAACCCGGAUGACGUUCCGACCGAAACGGCCUUGAAGGAUUUCUCCGGCGAUUGGCUGUUUCAUGUGAGAACCACUUCUUGUCAUGGUGAUGCCUUCGACAACGGUGCCAACAGCUACAUCUCUCGAACAUUUCUGCCCAUCUUGAGCAUUUGCAGUGUGGGAUUGCUUUGUUUGUCCUGGAAGGAGAAAAGGGAGAAGGAGGUGUAUCGACUCGAUGAGAAGAAUGAGAAGAAUGAGGGUAGAAGUGAGGGUCUCCCGGACAGCCAAGCGGAUGAAAGCAGCAACGCGGAAAGCCAAGGCGAGAGAAGCCAAAGGACGAGCCAAGAGAAGUCCAAACGUCUUUUCCAUGUGGACUUUGCACGCAUUUGUGCCGUGAUGUGCGUGAUCUUUGAGCAUUCGGGCUCCUCGGCGGAAACGUCGAUGUUGCUUCUAGACCUAGGUGGAGUCAGCUACACGCAUCGAAACGUGGGCUUUGGACUGUGGUGGGCCCUACCCUAUUUGUAUGUGACGAGUGGCAUGGCUUCGAUGAUGAGUAAAAGUAGCAUCGUAGGCUACGUGAUGCGCCUUCUCUUGGUCUUUACCGUGGGAACCUUGGCGAAUCUCUUCGCCGACGCGGUGACCCACAGAGAUUGGUUCUUUGUGGUGAUGCUUCUCAUCAUGGCGCCUUUGGCAGAGCCAUUGCGCCAAGCCCUGCGCCAGCGCUCGAGAAGCGACGACGGUCCGAACCCGUUGACGAGUGGAGAAGAAGGCGAAAGCGCGGAGAAAGCGCGAAAGCGCGCGAACCCAUUUUUCUGGACGGCGUGGAGUACCGGAUGGACUUUUGCGUUUAUGAUGCUUUGGGGCACCAUUUCCUGUGCUGCCUUAGCCUUCUUCGUGCGAGGAUUCACGGGAGACUCCGAGAUAGAAAGGACCUUUCAAGAUGAAAAGGUCUCCAGGUGGAUUCAGUUCUAUGCCCCGGUGCUUCGCCACACCCCGAUCAUUUUGGUUCACGUUGGAGGUACUCUCUUUCUCAGCCUGUUGGCCACUCUGGUUUGCCAUGACGACAACACUGGAGUGGUGGGCUGGAUUCUGUUGGCAUUCUCUUACUUGCAGAUGAUUGUGGUCCCUUGGGAUCAGGAUUCUUUCGCCCACCUGGUGAAUUUGAACAUCGUUGGCAUGGUGACCUUUCAAUGGCCUUUAGCGGGGAGCGCUAUGAUCGCCCGGCUGGUGAACGCCUACUGGCCAUUUCUGCUGAUGUUUCUUUGUUUGGAUUCCAUGCCGGACAUGUGGGGUCGUUGCGAUGUCCAUUCGCCCUACUCCACCUGGGAGCGAUUUCGCAUGUUCUUGGGAGAGUUUACACUGGUGGUUUGCUUCAUCGCUGGUGCUUUCACACCAUCCGAUCCCAAGAAAGUGACUCCGUGGCUGAAUCUUUGGUCGCUCUAUGCCUAUUGUUUUCAUGUGAUGUGGUACCGGCUCUUUGGAUCUCCAUAUGGAGCCAUCAUCACGUUUGCUUCCAUUCCUCUCUUCUACUUCUUGCUGAUGUCCGACAAAUCGUCCAAACCGGACAGCGGCACGGAUGGCGCGUGA